This is a messenger RNA of Mytilus californianus (California mussel), 2288 nucleotides long. Its product is annotated as protein fem-1 homolog C-like. The transcript has 2 exons. Lineage: Eukaryota; Metazoa; Mollusca; Bivalvia; Mytilida; Mytilidae. The coding region runs from base 68 to 1978 and encodes 636 amino acids. The record is from RefSeq and is a predicted model, not a curated record. Gene Ontology annotation, molecular function: protein binding.
UAGAAUUUUGGCAAGGACGGUUCAUGUUAUGUAUCUACUGUUAGCGUUACACUGAUUGGUAGAGAACAUGGACUUUUCUGAUGAAGAUCUUCGGCUUAUAUCUAAAGGUGUACAGAAGUAUAUUACUGAAGGGAAUUCACAGGAUGUUAUAUCAAACCUGCAGAACUUUACUCCAGAACAAAUGAGGUAUAUUGUAAACCACAAAAUAAAUGGCAAAUCGAGUAUGAUAGUAGCGUGUCAAAUUGGAAACUUCGAGGUUGUGAAAUUUCUCGUAGAAGAAUGUUUUGUAGACUUAGAGCAAAAAGGACUAACUCGUAUACACGGAGUCUUUGUAGAUGCCACGCCUGUUUGGAUAGCCGCCAAAUGUAAGCAAAAUGAGAUUAUGACAUACCUCACAGAAAAGGGAGCAGACUUAAACAAUCCAGGAUCGGAGCUGGCUUUGGUACAUGUAGCCUGUCAAGAUGGUAAUACAACACUCGUUGAGUUUUUGGCUGCAAACGGUGCAGAUCUAAAUCUUCCAGACAAAGACAAUAAACGAUGUAUUCAAAAAUCAUUAAACAAACCGGAAGUAUUACGAUGUCUGGUAUCUAAUGGUGCAGACGUUAAUGUUCUUUUUGGUAAAAGACCCCUUUUGCACUCUGCAAUUCAACAAGAUUUGUUAGAAGCUGUAGAUAUACUUUUAAAUGGAGAUAUAGACUUACAUGCAACAGAUUUUGAUAAAACAACAGCAUUACAACUUGCUGCCAUAGGUUAUAAAGUUGACAUUACCGAACUUUUAAUGUCGAAACUUGAUCUGACCCGUUCAACUACGAUAGAAACAUACGAACUGCUAGGUGCUGCAGCUGUAGAAAACAAGGAUAUCGAAAGAGCUUGCGAGCUUUGGUGGAACGCCAUAUCGAUGCAGAUUGACGAACCAAUAGAAUUUCUUUAUAAUACAGACAUUUUACGCUCCAUUAUUGGAGGAUAUCCUGAACCAAAAUCUAUCAAAGAACUACAGGAAACUGCCUCAUCAUACCCGACACGUCUGAAAGUGCGUGCAUUAAUUGUUCGUGAGAGGUUUCUAGGACCGUAUCAUACUGAUAAUGUCUUUAAACUGAUAUUACAUGGCAUGGAGAUAGCAGGUGAAAAACUGUAUGAGAAAGCAUUCCAAAUACUUCAAUGUGCAUACACCCGAAUGGUCGAACGACACGGCUUACUUAUCAAAGUUGAAUUAUAUAUCAUAACCCAGAUAGCAUCUGUUUGCAGUUGCAUUAUGCUUGAGUACAUGGAGAAAAGGCAUGGAUUUAUACCAGUCGGUCAGUUGUUUUCUCUGGUAAUGGACGUUGUUGAUCAGUUAGAAGAAGGAACAAAAUUGAUUAAAAAAGAUCCAGAGAAAUUCGGUGGCAAAAGUCCAGCUGUGUACCAAGACAUGAUGCAUGUAUUGGUCGAUAUUUUGUACCUUACCUACAGAAUGGAUCAGGUAACAGAUAAUCGCACAUUCAUGAACUGUCUAUAUAGAGUAAUAUGUAUAAACCCAACUGGUACCAAUGGAAAUUCAAUACUUCAUUUAUCUCUUAGCCGACAUCCAAAUAUGAAAUUACACACAGACAGACCAAAGUUUGGUAACUGGCAUUAUGUCUUGGCAGAAAUGUUACUUCAGAAUGGAAUGAAUCCAAAUGCCAGGAAUAAAGAUGGCGAAACACCCCUCCAUAUUUAUCUACGUCAUGCAAAUAAUACCUGCCAAAUAAACACGGACAUAGUGAAUCUUUUACGUCAUCAUGGAGCUCAUAUCGAUAUUUGUGACGAAUAUGGAGUAAGUCUGUUCGCAUCAGCCAAACUUGUUGGUGUCAAAAUCGAUCUGGUUAAAGAUUGUUCUUUGAUGUGUUUAGCUGCACAUACAUUAAUACGUCACAAAAUUCCAUAUGAAGAAGAACUCCCGGGCUUUUUAAUUGAUUUUGUGCGAAUGCAUAUGUGUACAAGGACGAAAGGCAUAAUUUAGAAUUAUUUCAAUGUAUUUCGUGAAAAAAGUUUGAAUGUCAACGGAAGGUGAUGUUAACUCCUCUAAUCAGUCAAUUGAACACCAAGACUCCUUUGUACAACAUUGAUUUGCUUUCAUAUAAUAUAUUGAUAAUCCCUUUGUCAUGUUACUCGUUUCUUAUAAUUUAGUUGCACUAUUCUUAUAAUUAUUUUCUGUUCAAAUCAUGAAAUAUUAGUAACUAUUUAUUUACCUUUGAUCUGAAAUAUAUGUCUAAAAUAUUAUUUAAUCUGUUUUAUUUGAGUCAAAAAUAUGAAAUAAAUAACCACACAUC